Messenger RNA from Vespula vulgaris, 1078 nucleotides. RefSeq lists its product as uncharacterized. Lineage: Eukaryota; Metazoa; Arthropoda; Insecta; Hymenoptera; Vespidae. The record is from RefSeq and is a predicted model, not a curated record. The transcript is spliced from 2 exons. The coding region runs from base 1 to 972 and encodes 323 amino acids.
AUGUCAGGGGUCGUCUUAGUCGGCAGUCGGUCUCUGGUCGGCCCCAAGAAUAGUCGUCGUAUCGAGGCGGUAGUCGAGUAUCACCUCUCUGUUCUCUCCUCCUCCUCCACCACCUCCUACUACUACUACUACUACUACCCUACACACUACUACACACUGUACACUCUCUUUGCUAUCAUAUAUACUGUUACUACUCACACUACUACUGCUACUACUCUACUGCUACUACUACUACUAUACUACUACUACUACUACUCUAUCACUACUACGUUGCUCUCUCUUCACGAAACGCACGUAGUGGCAGCGUGUGCUCUUGGAUCGUGUGCGCGCGCGCAUCUACUGCUAUCUCUCUUUCUCUCUCUCUUUCUCUCUCUCUUUCUCUCUUACUCUCUUCUUCCUUUUCUUCUUUCGCUAUCGCUAUUACUUACUUACUACUCUACUACUACUACUACUACUACUACUACUACUACCACACUACUAUUACUACUCUGCUACUACUAUUAUCGUAGUACUUCCUUCUUAUAUACGUCAUUCUGUCCUUUUCUAUCCACUUAUCUCUUUCUCUUUUUUUUCUCUUUUUUCUUUCUUCCUUUCUUUCUUUCUUUCUUUCUCUUUCCCGCGCGCGUGCCUCCGUGCCGCGUCAGGCGAACGCAUAAGCUCCGCCGAGGACGACGUGCCGUGGUGGACGCGACGAUCGUCGAGUCGCGCGCGCGCUUUUCGCUCGAGAAGAGAAGAGAGGUGCCCGCGAGGCACCACCGUGUGACAAGAAGCGCCGUUUACGUGUGCCGAGAAAGAGAGAAAGAGAGAGAGAGAGAGAGAGAGAGAGAGAGAGAGAGAGAGAGAGUGUGCGAAUUCCAUAAAAGAAAGAGAAUCGAUCGAUCGUCUGGUAACGUUCCCAACGCGUGUUCUUCGGGGGGGUGUCAGAAAGACAGAGGAAGAGGGAUCUUUCGUGUCGGUUGUGGGACCCUCUAAAGUAUAGACGCAAGUUGCGUUUCAUUCAUUGGAGAACGUUCGGAUUUGUUUGGUACCAGGUUGGUACCGGCGGUGAUCAAGAGUGUCGUCUCGAGAUUUAAUGGAU